Molecule: messenger RNA, 1315 nt
Organism: Coffea arabica (coffee)
Lineage: Eukaryota; Viridiplantae; Streptophyta; Magnoliopsida; Gentianales; Rubiaceae
Source: RefSeq, a predicted model, not a curated record
AGCAGAUCCCUUAUGUAAGAGCAGUAGUACCACUCCUGAUAUGAGCCAUGAACAACAUAACAACUCAUCAGUUCGGAAACCUGCAGGAGCCAAACAGAUCUUCCCAAAAUUAGCAGCAAAAAAAAGGCACAGACCAAGAAUUCUUCUUCUUCUUGGCAGAAGAGAUGAAGGGUGCCGACUUGAGAAAAACUCUUCGCGUUAUAGACUCCAGAGAGUGCGGCAAAUGAUUACUAACUAGUCAAUUAGGGGGAUGAUGAGACAAGACGAAUCAGGUGGAGCAGUGGGAAGCAGCUCAUCAACGACAAGGUGCCAAGACUGCGGGAACCAAGCCAAGAAGGACUGCGUUUACUUGAGGUGUAGAACUUGCUGCAAGACCAGAGGGUUUCAGUGCCAAACUCAUGUUAAGAGCACUUGGGUCCCUGUCUCCAAAAGGCGCCCCAGACAUCCUCACCAACUAAUUUCCUCUACUCCCCAACACCAUCUCUCUGACCCAAACCCUAAAAGAUCCAGAGAAGAGUUAAUAGAAGGGAACUUUCCAGCCGAAUUGAACGUUCCGGCUGUAUUUAGAUGUGUUCGAGUUAGCUCCAUGGACAAUGUGGUGGAUCAGUUUGCGUACCAGACGUCGGUGAACAUAGCGGGACAUGUCUUCAAGGGUGUGCUUUACGACCAAGGCCCUGACAAUCAAUACAAUAUUCCCGGCGAAAGCUCCUCUGGUGGUGGUGGCGGCGGCGGCGGCAGCUUCCAGCAACCUAAUCUCAUCACUCAGACCACUUCAACUAGUACACCCUCCCCUCAUUCUACUUACCCUAGCCCUUAUAGUGCUUUCAUGCCCGGUGCACAUUUUUUCCCCUAUCCAAAAUCUUGAACGAGCGUGCGGUAGUCAUCAUUCACUGGUGAGGCUCCUAGCUAGCUGGCAUUUUAUGGGCAUUAUUCAUCUAAUUACUCGACAUUUAACUUGAUCAAUGGAGAAAAAGAAAAUAAUAGGAUAAUGAUUUAAUUUCCAAUUUGAUUACUCAUUCAUCAUUGUUCUUUUCUAAUUCCAAUGAAGAAUUAUUAGUUCUUGUCUGUGAUUAUUAUAUGACCGGCUAGAUUGCUCAUGGUCUUACAAAUUUGUCAUGUUGUCAAUUCAUCUCCUUUGGCCUUGCCUCAAAUUAAAUACACUCGUACUAGCUGGUUGUUUUUUUUCAGUUGUUUAUGAACUUCGAAGCCACUUUUCUCCCUAAUGUCAGUCUGUUUGCCGGGCUCAUAUGGGUCGGAAUCUGUGUCUAACACCAAAUGUAACAAGCUGGAGGGUUCUAAUGAUCACCAUUAUUCA